Messenger RNA from Priapulus caudatus, 1398 nucleotides. RefSeq lists its product as uncharacterized. The record is from RefSeq and is a predicted model, not a curated record. The transcript has a single exon. The coding region runs from base 1 to 1398 and encodes 465 amino acids. Lineage: Eukaryota; Metazoa; Priapulida; Priapulimorpha; Priapulimorphida; Priapulidae. Gene Ontology annotation, biological process: DNA integration. Gene Ontology annotation, molecular function: nucleic acid binding.
AUGGAGGAGUACAUCAACCACAUCGCUGCUACUUCUGCACCCAAAGCAAUGACCCUGACUGAACUCCACAACUGCACCGAACGCGAUGCGACCCUGCAAGCUGUCAUUCACGCCAUCCGUUUUGGCAAAUGGGAGAUCGCGAGACAACGACCCGGUGUUAACACGGCAUCAUUCGAUCGAAUUCACAAAGUUCGAGGGGAACUGUCCGUGACCGAAUCCGGCAACUUGAUUCUACGUGGCACACGGAUUGUUGUACCACAUGAACUGCAACAACGCGCUGUCGAGCUGGCACACGUUGGUCAUCAAGGCAUGGUCAAGACGAAGGCGCUCAUACGUGAGAAAGUGUGGUUCAGCGGGAUAGACCAUCGAGUAGAGGAAAUGAUUCGUAGUUGCAUGGCGUGCCAGGUAGCGACGCCCACCCAAACACGGGAACCCCUAAAAAUGUCAGCACUGCCUGAACGUCCAUGGUCAGAGAUCAGCACUGAUUUUGGACAGGUACCUGGCAUGGGUACGCACUUUAUGGUAAUCUCCGACGACUUCUCACGCUACGUCGUCGUGGAACCAGUGUCCUCUCUCACAGCAAGUGCUGUCAUCCCUGUCCUUGACAAGAUCAUUGGAGAAUUCGGUGUACCCGAUGUGGUCAAGUCGGACAACGGACCCCCCUUCAACAGCAGCGCAUUCUCUGACUACGCACGGCACAAAGGGUUCAAGCAUCGUAAGAUUACUCCGCUGUGGCCGCUCGCAAAUGCCGAGGCAGAACGCUUUAUGAGGACAGUAAAGAAGUCCAUUAAGGCUGCCAUAGCGGAAGGGAAAAGCUGGAACCAGGAGCUGCACAGCUUCCUGCUCAACUAUCGAGCAACCCCUCACAGCAGCACUGGCAUACCUCCAGCUACGCUGAUGUUCGGGAGGGCCAUCAAAACAACCCUACCCCGGAUCGCGUACGAGCAACCGCAGCACGACGUUCGCCAGAAGGACAGCGAGUCCAAAGCAAGGAGAAAGGUGUAUGCGGAUAGAAAGGCAUACGUCAGAGAGUCUGGUAUAAAAAUUGGUGAACCGGUGCUCAUGAAGAGAGAGGGAAUGAGGAAGUCUGACCCCCCGUUUUGUCCGAAACCCCUCGUUGUGACGAAGAGAAACGGAUCGAUGGUGACAGCAGAAUGUCUUGGAAAGACAGUAACCAGAAACUCGUCCCGAUUCAAACACUCCCCCACACGUCCAGAAAACGUCCCGACGUCGUCUGAUGAGGAGGAGGAUGAGCUGGGACUGCACCAAUACCCCGGACCAGACGAUCCGCCGCCGGACACUGUGGUCCAGCACGCUCCAAGGCUACCUGAGGUGCAAGGCAGACCGCAGCGAGAGCGUCGGCUUCCGGAGAGAUUUAAGGACUUCGUCAUGGCCUAG